AUGGCAACGUCAACACGGCCCGUGACCGUGCACACCGUCCCGCACGCGUCGCAAGCCGCUCAGCGUUUCAACGUCUACGGUGCGACGGCGCAUGAGCUUAGAACAAGUCCGCGCAACCCCCUCUUCCUCAUGCUGCGCUCCGGCCUGGAUGGUGAGGUCGACUACGCGCUCCCGCGCCUCAUUCUGGCGUCUUUCGAGUAUAGUGACAAGUUCAUACUUGAUAACUACCUCGACUCUGUGAGCGCGUUAUGCGAGUGGCCCGAGCAGUGGCUCGACCAGCUCGAACGCGAGGACGCGUACCGCGAGCUUCUGGGUGCCGGACGCGGCGGCGACGAGCUCGCGCGCAAAGCGCUCGGUGCUGUACCCGCGUUCGAAGCCAACCCCGUCAUCGAGGCGCGCGCGACAUACUCGCUCCAGGUGCUGCGGAAUUGCAGCUUUGUGAGCCAGAACGCGCGCACCAUCGCACGCACCCGGUUCAUCCACAUUGUCACGCGCUUCUUCGACCUGCCGGCCCCGUUCCUCCUCGAGGUCGCUGCGCGCUCACCAGAGGCUAUCCAGCACCUCCUCCUUAUCAUCCAGCAAGUGACGCCCUUCUUAUACGUCGGUCCUCCCGUCUAUAAGCUCCUCUCCGAGGUCCUCCCGCACCUCGUGAUACACACGCGCGACUCGACUAUCCUCCAACUCAUCAUCCCCACCCUCAUCACCGUUUUCCAGGUUCCCACGUUUCCCCCACCCCCAGACGCAUUUAUCCAGCAUAUGCUCUACCUCCUUACCCUUAACCCUCCACCACCACUGCUUGCGAUGGUGCUCGAUCUCCUCGCGGCCGUCGCACCGCAUGCGCAGUAUGCGCGCACCAUCCUGUCAGACCCGUCUAUUUCUGCCCACCUUCGGCAACUGACGAUCCUGCUCGAACAUCAGGCCAAGACGCAUGAGAUGGCGUUCGAAAUCACGUCCAAGGCGCGCGGCAAGACGAUCUACAACCCCGCGGCUGCUUCCCACCUCUCUCGCGAGGCCGCCAUGAAGCGCCAGCGGCAACGUGAGAUCGACCAGCCGCAGAUGGAAGUGUUUGGCGGGCCAGGCGUCUUCCGCGAGGUCGGCACUGUUGCGCCGUCACUAAACCCCGCGAUCAAGAAGGAGCUCUUUGUCCUGUCUGAGCCAAAGCGCUCCAUCGCUUGGAUGCACGAGACGUUUGUGUACUCGUCUCAGGCGCAGCUGCUGCAGGUGACUUUCUGGCACGCAUACCGCGACUUCUUCUCGAACCCCGCCACGGUCGAGCAGUUGUUGAGCGCGUCCGAGGUGAUCAAGAACGUGCAGGUCGCGUUCCCUGCCGCGCAGGCAAAGUUAUUCACAGACGAGAACGGCGAGCGCAAGUUCAUCAUCUCGGGCCUGGGAUUCAGGCAAGGCUCGGACGGCGCCGAUCGGUUUGUCUGCAUGUGGCGCGGCUGCACCUCGCCGUCAGGGCCGUCGAAUCCCGGCGAACUGCUCGCGCACGUCCAGAGUGUGCAUCUUGAGCCAACGCCAGCGACAUGCGCCUGGGGCUCGUGCAAGCAAGCGGGUGUGACUGUUGGGCACGUCCUGACACACCUGCCGCUGCUCAACCCACCAAAUGUGCCAGACUCCAUCGCAGUUGACCCACGCACACCGACGGGCGUCCUCUUCUCACCUGUUAUCACGGACAAGCUCUCCUCGUACCUACCGGCGUCCCAGCCGCUCCGCAUCUCGGCGCGCGUAACACCGCACGACCAGCAACGCGCGCCCUCUGGUGUGGCAUUCCUUGCUGCCCUUGUCAUUCGCGGCCUUGCCCGCAACCUCAUCGCCGAGGUCGCCUGCGCGCGCCCCGGUGAGGUGGGAUUAACAGAUGCCCAGCGCAAGGAGAAGAAGAGGCAUCUCGCAGAGGAGCGGUUCGGCCUCCCUAUCCCGGACACGGUACUGCGCGAAGAAGAAGAGGAAGAGGACGCCGCGCGCGGCGGCGAAGAGUCCGGCACGGGCAUGGGGCUUGCCGAGAUCGAGCGGGCACGAUGCGCUUUCUAUGCGGUCAACGACCGGCUGCUCGAGGUCGUAAGCGAUAACGUGACUGGCUUGGGGUCGUACAUUACCGACGCAUUUGUGGUGUAG
Molecule: messenger RNA, 2115 nt
Organism: Cutaneotrichosporon cavernicola
Lineage: Eukaryota; Fungi; Basidiomycota; Tremellomycetes; Trichosporonales; Trichosporonaceae
Gene: RSC9
Exons: 2
Coding region: 1-2115 (704 amino acids)
Biological process (GO): regulation of DNA-templated transcription
Cellular component (GO): RSC-type complex
Molecular function (GO): DNA binding
Source: RefSeq, a predicted model, not a curated record